Xenia sp. Carnegie-2017 is the source of this 1075-nucleotide messenger RNA. RefSeq lists its product as uncharacterized. The transcript is spliced from 6 exons. The record is from RefSeq and is a predicted model, not a curated record. Lineage: Eukaryota; Metazoa; Cnidaria; Anthozoa; Malacalcyonacea; Xeniidae. The coding region runs from base 128 to 793 and encodes 221 amino acids.
AGCUACUUCCCCUUUAUCUUCUACGAGUCUCGAACGUGAUUUCAUGCCUUGCUAAAAGGCAAUUAAAUUAUAGCAUAUGUCGAAAAUAGCAACCAAAAAAAAUAUUUCGCAAGCGUUGUCGUAAAAUAUGGGGAGAAAAUUUUGGAUGUUUCUUUGGUACUAUCUUAUUCUUUCGAAUGUCAAAUUUCACGUUUGUAAAGGGAAUGAUUUUGAUGAUGGCAAUUGCAAAGAAUACAAGAUGAUCAAUGAAGCAAGUUAUGACCGAAGUCCUGACUCUUUGGACGGUGGAAGACCUCUGGGAUUUAUGUCUACAGUCAUUAAAUAUAACAACAUCGAUCCUACGGCCAAAAACCCAUGCUUCAGUAUAUCUCUGAAUGACAGUGCUCAUCAAACAGUUGAAGUUCUGGCUAUAUCUUUUGAUGGCAAUUCAGUUGUAUGUCUUAAGUCACAACCAGAAUAUAACGAACCCACUUGUCAAUCAGGCAUCCGAACAUGCACAGAUAGUGCUGUUAGAGAAGAUAAAAUCAAAUUUGUGUUCUAUUGUGAAGGCUGUGAAGCAGUAUAUUCAAUCUGGUUUCGCAUAACUGUUAGUCCCUCAUUUGAAGAUCCUUUAGACUUCGAGGAAUGGUGCGCCCGCGAUGUUUGGUAUCCGAAUAGUUUGAUUACGGUGCCAAAUGUUGUCAUCACGGCUCCCAUGACAACGCCAUCUAAAGCAACGAAUUUAAAUUCAGUCAUGUCAUUUCCCAUUAUGUUGACAGUCAAUUUAGUAAUUAUUUAUUUUCAAGUGAAAUAAUACUGUUUGUAAACGCGGGCUAAUUCUCUUGCUAAAUGCGAGCAUUUUUGCUAGAAUUUUCAUUCAUGUAAAAAAUGUCGCUAUUACAUCAAUAUAAGUCAUUUUUUACCGAUAAAAUUUGCUAAUGAACGAAUGUGUACAUUAACGCUAGUUAUGUAUAUUGAUUAUAAUAUGUUCAUUGAUUGUAUUGAUUAUGCAUAUUGAUUAUGCAUUUUGAUCAAUUUGAUACUUGUAUAUAUUGAAUAUAUAUGUGAAUAUUUAAUGCACUUCACUCGUUGCAAA